Populus trichocarpa (black cottonwood) is the source of this 684-nucleotide messenger RNA. RefSeq lists its product as uncharacterized. Lineage: Eukaryota; Viridiplantae; Streptophyta; Magnoliopsida; Malpighiales; Salicaceae. Gene Ontology annotation, cellular component: PML body; cytoplasm. The record is from RefSeq and is a predicted model, not a curated record. Gene Ontology annotation, molecular function: single-stranded DNA binding; 5'-tyrosyl-DNA phosphodiesterase activity. Gene Ontology annotation, biological process: double-strand break repair.
AUGUAUAUUUGGUUGAACAUUGAUACAAAUUCAGUAGCAGUGUUUGGUUCCUUAAAGAUUUUGAGCUACAAUGUUUGGUUCCGAGCAGACCUGGAGAUGCAUAGGAGGAUGGAAGCACUUGGUGAACUUAUUCAACUACAUUCACCAGAUGUCAUUUGUUUACAGGAGGUUAGUCCGAUAUAUGACAUAUUUCAGCAAUCCAGCUGGUGGAAAGCAUAUCAAUGCUCUGUUUCUUCUGAAAUAGCAAGUUCAAGAAGAUACUUUUGCAUGCAGUUAAGCAAACUACCAGUAAAAUCUUUCAGCACUAAACCCUUUAUGAAUUCAAUAAUGGGGAGAGAACUUUGCAUUGCUGAGCUUGAAGUACCAGGAAAAAAGUCAUUAGUUGUUGCCACUAGCCAUCUAGAGAGUCCUUGUCCAGCACCUCCAAAAUGGGAUCAGAUGUUCAGCAAGGAACGUGUGGAUCAGGCAAAGGAGGCCAUCAACCUUCUCAAGAAGAACUCAAAUGUGAUUUUUUGUGGUGACAUGAACUGGGACGAUAAGUUGGAUGGUCAGUUUCCUUUCCCUGAUGGAUGGGUUGAUGCCUGGGUAGAGUUGAAGCCAGGGGACGAUGGAUGGGAAUAUUUAGACACGGUCAAAGAUAGUAAAUAUUUAUUUCAUAAAAAAAAAUAAAGAUAGUAAGUGUUU